Amoebophrya sp. A25 is the source of this 363-nucleotide messenger RNA. Lineage: Eukaryota; Dinophyceae; Syndiniales; Amoebophryaceae. The record is from the annotation of a GenBank genome assembly.
AUGUUCAUCAAGAACGUCUUCACCUCCUUGCUCUUCUUUGUUUUCAUCUUUUGUCGGAUCACUUGUUCUCGGAUCUUCAGCUGUUGGAUCGCGAAUUUUGGUCGUGUGUGUGAUGGUGAGCAUUCCCAAGCUUUCAUGCGCUGGCAUCUCAAGCGUUUCGAAAAAAGCCUGACUGCGUUUGUCCUUGCGCAGUAUUGCCUCAAUGUCAGGGUGCAGGGUUCUUACUUUUUGCAUCGCUCGCUUCCGCCGGGCAUCGUCCUCGUUGUCGACCCUUGGAGCAUGUGCCGGACGCGUUCGCAGCUGUUCGAGAGUUGCACCGUGUUGCAAAAGUUGGGGGCCAUAUCUUGGCCACGAGUCCCUUAA